UAACACAGCAGCAGGCAGGUCCACUCAUAUAAGCUGUGGGUGAUAGAAACUUGAAACAUACUGAAUAACGUGAAACUUCAUUAACCAAACAGCUGAUCGACACGCCACAGGAGGCAGGAAUUUAUACGAUGGAAGGGAUGAAGACAAUGGGAGACUUAGUGAAAGCUACCAAAUCAAUUUCCAAGGCUGAGGAUUACAGAGAUGACAUCAAGCUGAUAAUGCAGCCAUAUGCUAACUGGGAGGAGUACUUGGUACCUGCCCCAGUCUCCAUAGCCAUUCUGGGAGAGCUGGUCUGUAUCUCCUCUAAUGUAGAUUUCUCCAUCAACAAAAACCCUCCAAAAGAUGGCUUUCAGUACAUCAAGUACCCAGACUCAUUCCGAGCCUGUCUUAUGCAAGUGGCUAAUUCUGGAUGGGCGGCAUUCAAUACGGCUCACACGAACAUGGACCAGAUCCGUCUCCACACUGCCAACGUGCCAGGUUAUAUCAAGACUUCAGUUCAGAUAUUACUACAGGACAAUGAUGAGCUGGUCCAAACCCUCCUCCCUGACCAACUGGAGAACAUAGCUACUAUAUCAGACCAAUGUGUACAACUGGCUGAUCAAACAGAGAAAAAGUUCACCUUUGUUAUUAAUCUGAUCCAAGAACUUUUAGAAGCUUGUAUAAAUGCAAAGAAGGUAUAUGGUGAUGAUCUGGAGAAAGUCAAGCGCAAAAUUGAGAAGAACAAAAUGAAGAAGGAGGAUUCAGAGAGAGCCAAAGAAAGGGCUCUGGAAAGUCUUGAGGACAUGAAUAAGCAGGCAGCAGAGGCACAAAAGAGUUUUGAUACAGCAAUGGAUUCACUGCCAUCUGGGUGGGAAGUGAUUGGCAUGAACUUCGUUGAAGGACUCACAGAUGAUGUAUUAAGUGCUCUGAACAUUUUUACAAAUAUAGCAGCAACAGUCGUAGAAGUAAAACUAGGAGGUCCAAUGAUGUUUGCACAGAGCAACGCGUUUUCCAAAUCAGGGCAGCUUCUGGGUCUGAGUCGAACCUUAAAUAGCUUUACAGAACCAAACCAAAUUAAAUGGUCUGAUGUAUUUGACCAAAAUGAGGGGAAAGCAAAGACAUCAUUUCUCAGUAAACAAUUUGAGCACAUUAACACCUCAGUGGCCAGUGAAAAUGACUCUGAAGCAAAAACCAAAGCUAUAAAUAUCUGCACAAAGGGUACGAACCUGUGCUCUGAGCUCAGCACCAUCGCACCUGACGGGAAAUGCGAUGAUGGCAAGACGAAAGAAAUGAUUGGAGGAAUCCAAAAGCUGCUGAAGGAAACAGAGAAAUUUGACUCUGAGAGCAAAGCCUUCACAAACACACCAGCUUUUACACCCGAACCCCCACAGCAAGCUAAAGAGAGUGGCAUAAAACGGGCAGGUGAGAUGGCGGUGGAGAAUGCCCGUUUCCGCAUAGAGCAGAGUCGAGCCCAGCUGGAAAAGGCGAGAGAGCUGCAAAAACAGAGUCUGGAAAACCUGGAGAAAAACCAGAAGGAGCUGACAGAGAUCUUAGUCACACUGAGAAACUGUGAAGUAAAAGAGAUUGACUUCAACACCACCAUUAAGGUGCUGGUUGAGGGUCUAAAAGCCAUGGGGAGAGUGAAAGAGCAGUGGGAGAAGAUGGUACGCUUCUUUCAGAUGAUCUCAAGCAUCAUUAAGACCAGCCUGAGUAGAUCUCUGGAUGAUUUUGUCAAACAGUCUCAGAAGGCAUCUCAGAAACAUCUGUCAUAUAACUCAAAAAAGUUCAUGAAAGACCUGAUCUACCAGCAGGCCUUUUACGCAUCGAAUGUAGCCAGUUUGGUUAACAUGAUCUCAGGGACCUACGUUGAGAUUUCAGACAAACAUCUGAUGGACAGGAUCAGCAGUCUGGGCAAACUCAUGGCUCUGGAUCCCAGCAAACCAGAAUUCAUAAGUGAACGUGUAAAAUUAGAAAGUGCCUGUGAAGAUGCUCAAAAGGCAAUAAGAGAUCUUGUGAUGAAGAACAAUGAGAAAUUUGAGCAAAAGACAAAAGAGAGAAUGGAGAAAAUUGAAAGGGAGCUAAAGCCAAUGUUACCCCCAGUAUCUGAGGAGAAAAUGAAAGAAAUCAAAGGCAUAACAGAAUCUGCAUUUAAAGAAAUGAGCCAGGAGGAUGAAGAUCAGUUUGCAUGUAGAUUCUAUUAAAGCAUGAAUAACUCAAAAAGCUGCAGAACACAUACAUUUCAGUAUUAUAGAUAAACAUGUAUUUCAGCAUUAUA
Paramormyrops kingsleyae is the source of this 2254-nucleotide messenger RNA. Lineage: Eukaryota; Metazoa; Chordata; Actinopteri; Osteoglossiformes; Mormyridae. The record is from RefSeq and is a predicted model, not a curated record.